Lucilia cuprina (Australian sheep blowfly) is the source of this 3597-nucleotide messenger RNA. It is a transcript of the gene B52, whose product is annotated as serine-arginine protein 55. Gene Ontology annotation, biological process: mRNA splice site recognition; alternative mRNA splicing, via spliceosome. Gene Ontology annotation, molecular function: mRNA binding. The record is from RefSeq and is a predicted model, not a curated record. The transcript has 5 exons. Gene Ontology annotation, cellular component: cytoplasm; ribonucleoprotein complex; nucleus. The coding region runs from base 1958 to 2809 and encodes 283 amino acids. Lineage: Eukaryota; Metazoa; Arthropoda; Insecta; Diptera; Calliphoridae.
AAAAUAAGAUACAUACAAGUGGUGUUUCAAAUUAGGUGAACAAUAAACAAAUGGGUCAAUUAUGAAGAUGCACUUCAGAACGGAAUAAUCAAUCGUAUUGUGUGUGUGGGUCCUUAUCGCAUCUUCCACAAAUUCUCAAUUAGAUGUGUGACUAUCGUUAUCAAUGCUAAAAAGAAAGGUGUUGGCAAAUUAUAAUACAAAGAAUAUCAAUUAUAACAUUGAUAAAGCUGGUCAGUUAGUCAACCGAACCAUGUAUUCCAAUUGAUGAUUAAACAUUUUCAACACAAAUCGUCGUUCAACGUGCAAAAAUGAUGAUCGAUAGAUGCGUACUUGUUUUAUACUAAGGAAGAACCGAAAUAAGAACUAUUUCUUUUAUUAAAUAGAUAUAGAAGACGUAUUUGUUUUGUCAGAGAUGCCAAUCAUGUUCAGGUUUCUUAACAUACAUAUGUAAAUUAUUAAUUACCUUCGACGCAGAAGAUGCUUACGAAUGACAUCGCAAACUGAUCGCUUUUAAAAUGCUAUGCGUGUACGAACGAGUGUAGAAAAAUCUCAUAAUUCUAAACAUACACAACAAUCUGUAGCCACUUGCUUAUAAAAAAGACAAUUUCAUCAUUGUGAUAUGAGGCCGCGCGGAAGAGAAUUAUACAAAAUACAUAAUAAACAUGAGAUAAAUCCAUACAUCUCAAUCGUUCUAUCUAUAGACGCCUACUCUGACUACCGACAACUUAUAUCGAAAUACGGUGGUCACCAAAAAUGUUGAAGUUGUUUUAUUUAUACGUUUGUGUUUGUGUCUAAGAUUGAGAAUUAAUGAAUGAUACCAUCAAUUUAGGUAUUUCAAAAAUCAAUUUCAUUAAGUUUUAAAACAAAUUUUUAAUAUUUUUGAAAUAUAAAAAUUUAAUUCUAGAAUUCUGAAAGUAUAUUUCGAUUUUAUCUUUUCCGAACACAAGAUUUCGGAGUACUCGAUAGAAGCAGAGGUCCGACCAUUUGUGCGAUUGUGAAAUAAACUAAAUGCGUAUCAUAUAAUAUCAUGUUUGGAAUAAACUUGCGAAUUAUAAAUAAUGAUCGUGCGGGAAUAUCAAUCUAAUCCAAACCGAGCCUGUCGAGUAUUGUACAACAACAAGACAGAUACAAUAAAAAGUUAAAAUGAAGUCUUUCUGACGGCAUAUAAAACAGGCAGGCAAACACUCUUCCCAAGAAGACAAUUUUUGUACAUUGAGAGGGAGCGAGAAAGGAGAGGGAAUAUUUUGGUUAAACCUCGAUGACUGGGAUGACACGAUUCAUUUCUUCCAACUUUUUUUGGCAUAACCAUUCUAAGACAGUUGAUGAAGCGACGACUACUACGAAGCGAGGAAAGCUUAAGCUCUACGUCCUAGUUGAGCAGAUGCUUUAAAGAUGUUUGACCACACGAAUAGACCGGCAUAAUACUCUUACAUAAACUUGUCUCCUUUUAACUAUGAGACAUGUCACAAUUUCUCUCUUUUUCAGUAGUUGCAGUACGUUUUUAAAGCGAACUGAUACAUGACUCUGUUUUCCAGUGAGGUUGGCAAACUAAACUCAUACAUGCAUCGGUCCAUAGGUUCAGGCUUAUAUCAUUCCUCUGGCAAACAAUUUUGGCAGAUGUCAUUGGCUAAUAACUAAUGUCGCCUACUACUACCACCAGCACCACUGUGUUCCCCCUUUUCCAAAAACAAAGACUACUGGAAGUUUGGCAAUAAUAUGUAUUCAGACAGUUCAGAUUUGACAUGGUCUGUGUCGGUUAAAUCGUACAUUCUCCGAUGUUUACAUUCCUCCAGCUCUUGAUUUUUAGUAUUGGUUAUAAUAAAAUGUACAUUUUCUUAAUAUGUGCCCCCCUUAUGAUGAUAAUGAUGAUGAUGAAGUGUGCCCUAAUCGCGAUUUUGUAGUACAGUCAGUUCCUAUGAAAAACACGUGUGCAUCGUUCUUGUGAGGUGUGAAGUGUAUGCGUUACUACAGCUUGAUAAGAUGUGCAACUUUUAUGAGAAAUGGCCGUCUACUUCUAACAACUACCCUUCCACAUCACCUAUACAUACAUAAAAACACGUGCCACAAUGUCAAAAUUGGUCAGUUGAUCGAUCUCCUUCUGGUUCUGGUAGAUUGGUUGGUCCAUAAAAAACGUUCCAAAAACAGACGUCUCGUCUUCUAUGACCUUAAAGAUUAUAUGCGCCAAGCCGGUGAAGUAACCUAUGCUGAUGCCCAUAAGCAAAGAAGAAAUGAGGGAGUUGUGGAGUUUGCUUCAUUGUCUGAUAUGAAGACUGCUAUUGAAAAAUUGGAUGAUACUGACUUAAAUGGUCGUCGCAUUCGUUUGGUUGAAGACCGUCGUAGUGGCCGCAGUGGUCGUGGAGGACGUGGAGCAUCUGGUUCAUCUAGCUCCCGAUCACGUUCUCGUUCACGCAGACGUUCUCGCUCUCGUUCUCGCCGUUCUUCACGUUCACGUUCCAAGUCUCGCAGUCGUUCCAAGUCACGUGGAGCACGUUCAAAAUCUAAGUCACCAGUUAAAUCACGAUCCCGCUCACGUUCAAACAAAUCACGUGAAUUGUCAAAGUCGAAAUCUAAGUCUCGUUCCCGCUCACGUUCUCGCUCGAUCAAACGUGAUUCCCGUUCGCGCUCUCGUUCACGUUCCAAUUCUAAACGUGAAUCAAGAUCACGUUCCCGUUCUAAAUCUCGCAGAGACUCACGUUCACGCGAUCGUUCUGUUUCUAAUGACAACAAAUCACGUUCCAGAUCAAGAUCAGCAUCACCGAAAAAUGGUAACGCAUCUCCUGAUCGAAACAAUGAGAGUAUGGAUGAUUAGAUUUUAGAGACUUUAAAAAUACAAAAAAACAAAAUACAACGUUACUUUUUUCUUUCCUUCUUUUUUUUAUAAUCAUUAUAUAUAAUUUCUUCUUUUGCUUUCGAGUUCUUCUUAAGCUCGUCGCUCUUUACUACUAUUAUUAAUGUUUAUGUAAUUUUUAUUUUAAAAAACUACGUAAAUUUGUAUUAAUAUGAAACAUGAAAAACAAAAAAAUAACCAAUAAUCUAUUAUUAUCUUUUGAGAUAUUAAAUGUAAACACAAGCAAGAAUGUAUAACUUUUUAGUUAGAAUAUGUGUGUAGUUUAAUGGGAUUUCAGUGCUUUCACUACGUGCUCCCAUAUGAAUAUACGCGCAAAAUACGUGUAUUUUGUAUAUCUUAACCACUGUUUAAACACGUUUACAUUUUAUUGCAUAAACAUAUUUGUUUUUUAAAAUUUUGAAAUUUUUAAAACUUAAUUUUCUCUUAUUGUUUUAUGUCUUUUGAAAAAUAAAAAAAUAAAGUAAAAAGCACUUCCCGCCCUACCAAAUAUAUACCACAUAAUGAACCAUACAUAAAGGCAGCAUUUCAAAGAAAGAUGCUCUUAAAAUAUGUAUUGGAGAAUAAAAAAAAGUAAAAUUUGACGUUUUUAUAAAUAUUUUUUUUAUUUUUAUUAAAUUAUGCAUUAAUUAUUGCGGUAUAUAAUAAUAUAAAUACAACAAAAAACAUUUAUUAUUUAAUCUUAAAAUUCUACACUAUUGUAGUACAUUCAUAAGAAUAGAAAAAAUAAAGAAUCAAAUAUAAAUAUUUAA